AUGGACUCCGGAGGAUUAGCAACCAUGGUGUUGCUAAGUCUCAAAAUGAGGUCCAUGAAAGGUAUUAACGUUGAAAUAACCAAUGACAUGAUGUCGCUUGGGGGACUCCUCGAAGAGGAUUCCAUUAAAGGGUCGUUUUGCUUAAGCAAACGCGAAUUAGCCCUUUAUCGUAAACCUUCACCAUACAAGCCAUCUUCCUAUCUUGUUUCGAGAUUACGAAAAUACGAAGCAAUGCAUAGAAAGUGUGGCCCUAACACGAAAAAAUACCAAGAAGCCGUCAAGUUGUUGAUAUCUAAUUAUUCAAGCAAUGAACAUGAAGAGGAUUGCAAAUACCUCAUUUGGAUUCCUCCAAAGGGGUUGGGCAAUAAGUUAGUGAGUCUAGUCUCUACAUUUCUAUACGCACUCCUUACCGAUAGGGUUUUGCUACUCGAGCAACAAAUAAGUAUGAAAGAUCUCUUGUGCGAGCCGUUUGAGAAUACAACGUGGCUACUCCCCGAGGAUUUACCUUUGAGGAGUGAAUUCGGGAGUUUGCGACAUGGUUCUCCCUUUUCUUAUGGAAACAUGCUAAAGACGACGAACACAAACAACCAACGUCCUCCUUUUGUAUAUCUUCAUUUGGCUUUCGAUUACGACACUCACGACAUGCUCUUCUUUUGCGACGAGUAUCAAACUCCAUUACGCAAUGUUCCGUGGUUGGUGACGAGAUCGGACCAAUAUUUCGCACCGUCGUUAUUCUUAAUGCCCUUCUUCGAGGAAGAACUCGGAAAGCUAUUUCCCGAGAAGGAUACCGUUUUCCAUCACUUGGGACGAUACUUAUUACACCCUUCUAACGUCGUGUGGGGGCUUGUAAAGAGGUACUACGACUCGUAUUUAGCCAACGCGGAGGAGAGAAUAGGGAUUCAAAUAAGAGACUUCCGCACCACUCCAUUGGGAUUUACGAGGAUGAAGAAACACAUAUAUAACUACUAUCUCCCGCAUUUUUCUCACGACGAAUCGAGCAGCCGUGAGAUAAAGGAUCUUUGUAACGUAACUAGCUUGGACCUACACAUGAUGGAUCGUAUCGUCUCGUGCUUUCUCGAAAACAAACUCUUGCCGAAAGUAGUACAUAAUCGAAAUUACGAUGACACCCUUUCGACAAGAUCGAAAGCGGUGUUGGUAACUUCUUUGACAUCAUCAUACUACGACAAAAUAAGCGACAUGUAUUGGGAUCAUGCGACCGAGACUGGUGAAGGGAUCGGAGUGUACCAACCGAGCCACGAGGGGGUCCAACAUAGCGACAUGACGAGUCACAACGCGAAGGCGUGGGCGGAGAUAUAUUUGUUGAGUUUGAUGGAUGUGGUGAUAACGAGCCCGGUUUCGUCUUUCGGGUAUGUGGCUCAAGGACUUGGAGGGAAAAGAGCGUGGAUGAUAAACGGGCCACACCGAGAAUUUGUGUCGGAUUCGGAACCAUCGUGUUUUCAAGUAGCCUCGAUGGAGCCUUGUUUUCAUAAUCCUCCAUAUUAUGAUUGUAAGGCUAGAGGUAGAGCUGACACUGGAUCAGUGGCUCCUUAUGUGCAACAUUGUGAGGAUUUGAAGUGGGGGCUUAAAUUGGUUGAUGCUCAUUAG
Molecule: messenger RNA, 1605 nt
Organism: Impatiens glandulifera
Lineage: Eukaryota; Viridiplantae; Streptophyta; Magnoliopsida; Ericales; Balsaminaceae
Product: galactoside 2-alpha-L-fucosyltransferase-like
Exons: 2
Coding region: 1-1605 (534 amino acids)
Biological process (GO): cell wall biogenesis; xyloglucan biosynthetic process
Cellular component (GO): Golgi apparatus; membrane
Molecular function (GO): galactoside 2-alpha-L-fucosyltransferase activity
Source: RefSeq, a predicted model, not a curated record